Xiphias gladius (swordfish) is the source of this 936-nucleotide messenger RNA. It is a transcript of the gene mrpl4, whose product is annotated as mitochondrial ribosomal protein L4. The transcript has 9 exons. The record is from RefSeq and is a predicted model, not a curated record. The coding region runs from base 1 to 909 and encodes 302 amino acids. Lineage: Eukaryota; Metazoa; Chordata; Actinopteri; Istiophoriformes; Xiphiidae. Gene Ontology annotation, biological process: translation. Gene Ontology annotation, cellular component: ribosome. Gene Ontology annotation, molecular function: structural constituent of ribosome.
AUGCUUCGUUUCUCUCUGGUGGCUUGUGUCCGAGGAGCCGGUAGAAGGCUUUCCUCGUCGUUCUCUGGUCAGAGCGCUCUACCUCCAAAUCUACUGCUGCCUACCAACCUCGUGGAUCCUGCCAGAUUAAAGCGUCCUCCUCCUGCUGCAGACUGCUCCCUGCCCCUUCUGAGGAAGUGCGAUGCCGUCGUUCCCGCUCACCUGAGCCCCGUCCGGACCUGGGUGGAGUCUCUGGAGAGGCAGGACAGCGAGCCGUUGGGCGUGGCCCAGCUCCACCCUGACGUCUUUGCGGCGCCUCCGAGGCUCGACAUUCUCCACAACGUUGAAACGUGGCAGAGGAAUUACAAAAGAAUCAGCCACGCCAACACAAAGAUCAGGUCAGAGGUCAGAGGUGGGGGCAGGAAGCCGUGGAGACAGAAAGGGAGCGGCAGAGCUCGUCACGGCAGCAUCCGGUCGCCGAUAUGGAGAGGAGGUGGGGUGUCCCAUGGACCCAGAGGGCCGACCAGCUACUACUACAUGUUACCCAUGAAAGUCCGAGUGCAAGGACUCAAAGUGGCGCUGAGCUCCAAGAUGGCUCAGGACUACCUUCACAUCGUGGACUCCCUGAACAUCCCCACGCCGGACUCUCAGUACCUACUGGACCUCAUCCGACACCGACACUGGGGAGAGUCUUUGCUAAUAGUCGAUGUAGGUGAAGAGUUUCCUGAAAACAUUCUCCAGGCCACAGCAAACUUAAAGACAGUGAACAUCAUUCCAGCCAUUGGUCUGAACGUCCACAGCAUGCUGAAACACGAAGCCAUCGUCCUCACUCUGGAAACGGUCAAGUUUCUGGAGGACAAGCUGCUCUGGCACGACCAGCGUUAUACACCUCUGUACCCGUUUAAACUGCCCUACUCCGACUUCCCGUAGAAGCCUUGACGUUACCUGUAAUAUAUU